GAAUAUAAAGAAAAGAAUGUUAGUCAAUGUGCCUUGUACCACUUACCAUAAACAUUAAUUAGGCUAUAGCAAAAUUGUAUAUACCUUUAGAAUUCCUCCCCUUCCAUUAGGUAUAAUGCAGAUUUUUCCCUCUAAAAUUUAAUUAACGUACAGGAGUAAAUUUGAACAUAUGAGAUACAUUGUGAAAGGAAAUAUUAUUCUUGUGUAUCUUGGGUUCGAACACUAAGAUAAAAAGAAUUUUUAAGGGGCGUAUCAAUUAAUGUCAAAAGACUGAUCAAGAAAACUAAAUUUUCUAAAUAAAGUUAAUACACCAAUGUACUUUGAAAUUAUUUAUAUUUUGCUAUCCAUGCACUUAAAAUUUUUUUUAUUUUUUUCAAUUAAAGAUCGAAUAUUUUCUUGUUCAAGAAGCUUGUUGAUAGCUUUUAAUCUUCUCUGUGAAAAAAUGAUGCAAAGAAGAGUCCAGAACCUCGAUUUAUUUCCUUGUCAAAUAGACAAAGGGGACAACGAACUGGGGCUUUGUACUUGUAUCUUCUUUGAUCCAGCAGAUGAGGAUGGAAAGGAACCAGGGGUUUUUAUAACUGAAAUUAUUGAAGGAGGUGCAGUUCACAAACUUGGAUGUAUCCGUGUAUUUGACCAGAUUAUUAAAAUAGGUGACAUCAAUCUAAUUGGAUUGGAUGAAGCAGAAAUCAUCUCUACUUUUAAAAAAAUGGACGAUUCUCCUUUCCAGUAAGUAAAUUUUCCCACAUUUCUUUAAGAUGCAGAGAUUGCUAGAUCAUUGUUUUUGAUUUGGAAAUUUCUUUAGCAAUGUGUUCAAACAGAAAAAUUGGGGAGAAAGAAAGCCUAAUUAACAUGUUUAAAUAAUUUCUCUUUUUGACUUCUUUUGCUAGGAAAUGACCCUCUUUUUUUCUGUUCAGCAGUUCACAAGACAUUUUAGGACCCAUUUGCACCUUCCUUUCUAAAUACUCAUCUUAAGCAAACCCUUGAUUUUCGUCUGCAUUUAUUUUUAGUUAAUGAAUUUUUAUUUUCUUGGCAAAUAAUGCUCCUUGAACCUGAAGAGGUUUUUUUGUUUUGUUUUGUUUUGUUUUGUUUUGUUUUGUUUUUGUAAGAAUGACAGCUUAGCUGAAUUUCCCCAUUCCGCUUUUUGCAUGGCUAUGUCUUAAUCCAAAGUACAUAAAUUAAAUGUGGAUAUUUUGUACCUAGGAUUGAAAUUGGCCGCGAACCACCUGACGUGAAGUCAGAACUUAUCGAACUCCUCGAGUUGUCAGAGGAAAGGAAGAAAUAUUUUAUGGAUUUGCUCAUAGUACAGGUAUUAUGUGAACCAAAUAAAAAAAUGCAGAAACUCAAAAUUCUUUCUUUUUUUAUCAUAACAAUAUUAAAAUAAAAUUUUUGUUCUUUAAAA
Messenger RNA from Monodelphis domestica (gray short-tailed opossum), 1399 nucleotides. The record is from RefSeq and is a predicted model, not a curated record. NCBI's taxonomy places the organism in Eukaryota, Metazoa, Chordata, Mammalia, Didelphimorphia, Didelphidae.